UCUUUUACAGUUUAGUAAUUUCAAGUGCAGAUAGGUCUAUUGCUUUUCCCUGAGACGGUGGAUUUCGAGAGAAACAACUGUGGCGACUGGCGAACAGCAUUUAAAAAGCGGCAGUUACGCGAGAGUUUCGAUAAUGGAGUUAGAUUCUUUAAGUGGGCUUUUGCGAGCGUGAGCGUGGUCGCUAGCGCGAAAUGGGUUGUUCGAGCUCUAGAAGCGGUAAGAACGAGGCUCUACGGCUCUGUAAGGAGCGGAAGAAAUUUAUCGAGCAAGCUAUCGAUUCUAGGUACGCUCUUGCAGCUGCUCACCUCGGUUAUGUUCAAUCUUUCAGAAACAUUGGAAUUGCGCUUCGGCGAUACGCAGAGGCCGAGGUAUUGACGGAAUCAUCCCUCUCUACUUCUGCAACUGAACAUGAUAAAACCCCUUCUCACUCCUCUUACCCAUCUCCAUCUCCUUCCCACAUUGCCGAGACUCUGGAUUCACCACUGCACAACGAAAGUCCCAUUUCACCUCCGCUCUCCAACUUGAGUUACAUGAGAUUGGGAGGAACUGCAGCGGUAACUGUUAAUAUUGAUCCAUCCUUGGAUAGUUUCAUGGACGAUGAUUUCAUGAACUUCCCGCCACCCCCACCUCCCCCUCCACCUGGGGCCGGAUUUUCGUGGGACUAUUUUGAUCCUGCUGAUGAAACAGAGAGGUUCAGGUUUUUUGGUAGGAAUGGAUUUGAUAGGAAUAUGUCGGAGUUGAGACAGUUCCGAGGAGAGGAAGUUGUUCCUUUCAUUGAUGGGGUUGGGGAGAAUUUGGAGAAGACUGAUUCAAAAUGGAACGGUGAAAUCUUUCCAGGGCCAGCAAGGCCAGAAUCUGAACGGAGGACUGAAACUUCUGGUGAUUCAGCUGCUCGAUCUCGAAGUAAAGCACUGGUUGACGAAGAAAAACUGCUGCAGUCCGAUCUUAUUUCCAAUGGGUUGGCGGAAAAUUUGGUUGGCAAUGUUGUUAUGGAGCAGUCAAAUUCCAGGAAAGAGAAGACACAGCCAGAGAAAGAGAUAUCUGCUGAUAGGGAGGAUCCAUCUGAGUUCAUCACCCACAGGGCUAAAGAUUUUUUGUCAAGCAUAAAGGAUAUUGAGCAUCGUUUCUUUAGAGCAUCCGAAUCUGGCAAGGAGUUCUCUAGAAUGCUUGAAGCAAAUAAAAUCAGCCUCAACUGUACUCAUACCAAAGGGAGUUCACCUAACUCUGUACUUGUGGCAGCUUUUGAUCUAGUCUGUUGCCAGCGUCAAAACACACUUCUUACUGAUGAAACUCCACAACAUACGAAAAAACUGAUUACUUGGAACCGGUCAACAUCUUUUCAAUCAUCUUCAUCUAGGAAUCAUCUUGCAACGGCUUCAAAGGAUGACAUUGACGAUAGUGGAAGUGAAUUUAUCGAAGAGUUUUGCAUGAUCUCGGGGAGCCAUUCCUCCACCUUAGACCGAUUGUUUGCAUGGGAGCGGAAACUUUAUGAUGAAGUUAAGGCUAGUGAGUCCAUCAAGAAGGUGUUUGAUCAGAAGUGUGAUCAGCUCAGGCACCAAUUUGCCAAGGAUGUAAGCCCCAAAGUGAUUGACAAGACUCGGGCAGUUGUGAAAGAUCUACAUUCACGAAUAACAGUGGCUAUUCAUGCGGUUGAUUCAAUAGCGAAACGAAUUGAAAAAUUAAGGGAUGAAGAGUUGCAACCACAGCUUGUGGAGAUGAUACAGGGAUUGAUUCGGAUGUGGAAGGCGAUGCUUGCAUGCCAUCAUGCACAAUAUAUCACAAUUUCACUUGCCUACCAUUCAAAGAGCUCAACAUCAGGACCUGUUCAGGGUGAUUCUCACAGGCAGGUGUUGGCUCAUCUCCACCAUGAGAUCGAGUGCUUUGGAUCAAGCUUCACAGACUGGAUUGAAGCUCACAUAUCUUACGUAGAAGCUCUCAAUGGCUGGCUCCAAAAUUGCAUUUUACUACCUCAAGAGCGAUCCAAGGGAAGGAGAGUCUUCUGUCCCCGCCGGGCUCUGGCCCCACCUAUUUUUGUUCUGUGUCUUGACUGGUCAGCUGGGAUCAGAGCCCUGCCGUCUGGAGAGCUCAAAGAUGCCAUCAAAGCCUUAGCAACUAAUGUGCGCAAUUCAAUGGAGCAGCAGACAGGAGAUCAACAAAAGAAACAAGGAUCCCUAGAUUCAGACGAUGGUGAAGGAUCAGAAAAUAGUAAGUAUGAGAGGCAUGAAAAUACUUCAAAAGUUGGCAGCAUACACUCAGGUUUGACUAAGGCACUUGACCAGCUGACCAAGUUUGCAGAGGCUUCCUUAAAAAUGUAUGAAGACAUCCGACAGGGAAGUGAGGCUGCUAGGAUUGCAUAUACAAGUUGCAGAACUACUAGAUUGUGAGGAAGGGUGUUUCAAUCAAAUUUUAGGUACAAAAAUCUUUUUGACAAUUAAUUAAAUAAAGUUUCUUGGGUU
Messenger RNA from Telopea speciosissima, 2456 nucleotides. Its product is annotated as protein ALTERED PHOSPHATE STARVATION RESPONSE 1-like. The transcript is spliced from 5 exons. The record is from RefSeq and is a predicted model, not a curated record. The coding region runs from base 192 to 2384 and encodes 730 amino acids. Lineage: Eukaryota; Viridiplantae; Streptophyta; Magnoliopsida; Proteales; Proteaceae.